CGUUCCGCCGCCCCUGGGCCGCGGCCGGGGCUGCGCUCGGAGGGGCCGGGGCGGGGCGAGUUCGCGAAAACGAAAGCGAAAGGCGAGAACGGACACGGGGUCCCCGGUAGCACGGACCGAGUGGGGAGAGCGGUCCCGGUGGGCAGGGCAGGGCUCCCCGCGGGACCGGGGAUGGAUUCGGAGGAGGAAUCCUUCGUCCGGCUGCAGGACGAGGGCCUGCAGAGCCCCGAGCAGCUCCGGCAGGAGAUCGAGCGCUGCAAGGAGCUUUACAGUGCUCUGGAGAAAGACCUUGCAGAGCUACGAACGGCCAAGGAAGCUGCAGAGCAAAGGACACAAGAGCUGAAGAAAGAAGGAGAACUUCAUAAAAUUUUAGAGCAACAGCUGUCUUUAAAUGGAGAUGAAGAAAGAGCACACCAGAUUUUUGCAAUAAGGGAGGAGAACAGCAGACUGAGGAUGGAGAAGCAGGUUCUGAAAGAUAAACUGGAAGAAUUGAAGAAGAGGGUCCUCUGGAAUGAUCCUGUGAUGAUACUGUCUGCCCUGCCAGAAAAGAAAAUGAUAUUUAAGGGACUCCCAGCAAACAAGGAGGACAUGAACAAGCUGAUGCUCACCCCACUGAUCCACUCCCCUCUGCCAGGGGGCUCAGCUCUCAUCACCUUUGAGGAGGCAGAGGUGGCCCAGAGGAUCAUAGAGAAGGGGGAGCACACGGUGGAGCUGAACUGUGGGCAGCUGGAGGAGCUCGACCAGUGCAGAGUGCGAGUGCAGGCAGUGCCCAUGGACAUCCUGCUGCCAUCUGCCCUGGAGAUGAGGCUGACUCAGAGCAGCAGGAGCAUCCUUGUGUCUGACUUGCCCAGCCUGGACAUCCCCAAGGAGGCACUGCUGGACAAGCUGGAGCUCUUCUUCAGCAAGACAAAGAAUGGGGGCAGCGAGGUGGAGAGCAGGGAGUUCCUGGAGGACUCUGAGCAGGUGGUGCUGACCUUCACACAGGAUGGAGUGGCAGAGCCGCUAAUUGAAAGAGGACAUAUCCAGGUGCCCAUUGGGAAAGGGAAAUACAAAAUCAAAAUAUCACCAUGCAUGUGUGGAGACAUCUCCAACCUGCAGCUCCAGCCCUCCCGCUGCCCCAGGACCGUCCUGCUCCUGGGCAUCCCCGAUGUGCUGAGCGUGGAGUCCAUGAGAGACGCCCUGGAGAUCCACUUCCAGAAGGCCAGCCGCGGCGGCGGCGAGGUGGAUGCGCUCGCCUACGUCCCCGCGGGGCGUUCAGGGGUGGCCGUGUUCGUGGAGGACACUACGGGCUAGUCCUGGCUCAGCCCGAGGCUGAGGAGCUCCGUGCGUCCGUUGACCCGCGGGCACGGGAGAAAUUAAAAGUGUCUGU
This is a messenger RNA of Camarhynchus parvulus, 1369 nucleotides long. It is a transcript of the gene IFI35, whose product is annotated as interferon induced protein 35. The record is from RefSeq and is a predicted model, not a curated record. NCBI's taxonomy places the organism in Eukaryota, Metazoa, Chordata, Aves, Passeriformes, Thraupidae. Gene Ontology annotation, cellular component: nucleus. The transcript has 9 exons. The coding region runs from base 172 to 1293 and encodes 373 amino acids.